Messenger RNA from Chara braunii, 4526 nucleotides. The record is from the annotation of a GenBank genome assembly. NCBI's taxonomy places the organism in Eukaryota, Viridiplantae, Streptophyta, Charophyceae, Charales, Characeae.
CAGUGCCACGUCAGCAGUGCCACAUCAGCAGUGCCACGUAAUCAGCAGUGCCACGUCAGCAACAUGACGGGCCUGCCAGGCCAACUGGCSAAUGAGACCAUUGCCGCCUACAAGCAGCGUUGCCUGGCUCAGAUAGAGGCUGAGGAACAACGCCUGUUGGCAGUCGAGGCUGCCCGCGUACAGGCUGAAGAGGCAGCAGCAGCAGAGAAGCUGCGGCUACAGGCCGAUGCAGACGCAGAUUCCCAGGCUCGCCGAAAGGAAGCCCAGGAUCUGCUACAGCGGCAUGAAGCCACAAGCAUUGACAGACUCAAGUUCUGGCAUUUUGAACCGAACGGCGACGAGGCAACACCGGAAGAGCAGCAUAAGGAGUUCCUCUCCAAACUCGUGACACGGUUGCUGUAUGCUUGCAACUACCAACGGUCAGAGUUGGAGAGACAGUACCAGGACCUGACGCAACAGCAUCAGGAGUUAACGACGCUCCGCCGCACAGUGCAGAUCCACGAGGAUGCAACUCGGGCACUCAAUGCCCGAUUGCUGGACCUGGAACAGGCUUUACCAGGACCAACUGCUGGGGCUUCCAGCAGUGCACCCUCUAGCUGCCAACUGGAGGAACGCGUUGACCACAUCCUGGCAAUGCUCGACGACAUUAACACCUUCGCUGCGCUGUCCAUUAUCAGCACUCAGCUGCAUACCUUGAAGACCGAGGUCCAACAGCUGCAAUCGACGAACGCAGAUGGCAAUCAGAAGAUGCCAACUUUCCAACUGGAAAAGUUCGACGACUACACGCAGCAGGAUCCGACCCUCUGGUGGGAGGCAUUCACGACGCAACUCAGGAUUCUGCCUGUCGCUAAGCACAAGUACAUCGGCGCCCUGUUCCUAAACUCAAAGGGCGGAUGCCAGACCUGGUUGACCCACCUGGCAACCUCCCACGCCGUCGACGUACCGGACCUCAAGGACAAGAUCACAUGGGAAGAACUGACACGGCUGUGGAAGAAGCGGUUCAUCGUUGACGACGCGCCGACACUCGCCAUCAACCGUUUGUUCACCAUGUCACAGGGCAACACUUCAACACGGGAUUGGCUCACAGAGUGGCAGAAGAUUGCGGCAGUGCCCAAUAUGGACCUGCCUUUCACUCAUCUCAGGCGUGAGUUCUACAACAGGUCCUGUGCUGCAUUGAGCCAGGCUCUUGGUGAUCGCGAGCAGUACGCCACCUUCGCCGAGAUUAUCGACAAGGCGCGAGAGAUCAUCAAGACCAACAGGUCAGCUGCACACGAGAAAUCAGCAUGGCAGCCGACCUUUGUGGAGAAGGUACGAACUGGUCCGCGACAGCAACACUUCGCUGCAGUCCAGCAGGACAGUGGGGAUAACCCAACAGCUACUCCAGCAUCAAGUGAUGGAGAUCAGAUGGCUGUUGUCCAGCCGCGAAGCACCAACAAGUCCCGCAACAAUGGGAAGGCGAAAUCUGCAUCGCAGGCCGAAAAUGGACAGCCAGGACAGUUUCCAUGGGUCUUUGGCUUGACCGAGGUGGAGUACAAACUCGGGAAACUGAGCUUCGCGGAAGGUGAGGCGACUCCACCUUCCACUCCGCCAGAAUCAGCCGCCUUGCUAGCAGCCUCCUGCACAUCUGGGGAGGAUGCGAAUGUCGCAAGUCCUCGGUAUACUUACGAGGAUUAUGCUGUCCACUUGGUUCCACUGCUGGACCAACCGCUCCACGUGCAACAGUCCACCGCAUGCACGGUUUCAUCACCAUCGGCAACCGAUUCGGCAGCUUCGCCGCAAUCUAUCGCUGGGGGUUCGACGUCAUGGUCAAGACUUGAUGAGCUCGACCCGUUGACGUUCACAGACUUCCAGUGGAUGCCCGUUCCCUCGACCGGGCGAUUGUCGAAACCGCAUUGCAACGUGCUUAUGGCACAAUUGCGGGACUACUUGCACACUGCAGUACCAGCUCCGUUGAUGGACGCCAGAGUAGAGGUUGUCGAUCUUCAUGUUUACAUCGUGAAGAUCGACCGCGAGUUCAAGACGCAACGGUACAACGACAUUGACGCACCAUUGCUAUACGUACGCAUUCAGAUCGGAGAGGCGACCUGCAGUGCCUUGAUCGAUUGCGGAGCAUCUCGAAACUACAUCAGCCAGGACUUCAUGGUAUGCGCUGGCCUUAGCCCACAUGUUCAGAGGAAGUCCCAGCCUACGCAAGUCACUCUAGCAGACGGUCAUACGCACAAGUCCAUCGACCGGUGCAUUGACGCCGUCCCAGUGUACUUUGCCCCUCACGCAAGUGAGGCGGUGUCCUUUGACAUUCUGGACACCAAAUUCGACAUGAUCUUGGGCAUGUCAUGGCUGCGAAGCGAGGAUCACCCGGUGAACUUCUUCAACCGCACCGUUCACAUUCGUGAUCGGAACAGAGUAUUAGUUCCAUGCACGGUGCCUCUUCCUCAUCCUUCGAUCAGCUGUCACGUGGUAUCCGCCACAAGCAUGCGAGCUUCCAUCAUCAUAGACGACAUCGAGGAGAUGGGGGUGUGUUUUCUCCACGCCCUCCCACCACAUGACGCUUCAUCGACGGACUCACCUUCGGAUCYACGCAUCACCAAACUUCUCGACGCCUACAGCGACGUGUUCGAAGGCCCGCACGGAGUAGUACCGGAUCGACCCAUCCGCCACGAGAUCAUCCUCGAGGACGGGACCGUACCUCCGCGCAGUUGCAUCUACCGAAUGAGCGAGGAAGAGUUAAGUGUGCUUCGGGCACAACUCGACGACCUUCUGGAGAAAGGCUGGAUUCAGCCUAGCUCAUCGCCAUACGGUGCUCCUGUUCUCUUCGUCCGGAAGAAAAACAAGGACCUGCGGUUGUGCAUCGAUUAUCGCAAGUUCAAUGCGCAGACGAUCAGGAACGUCGGCCCUCUCCCACGCAUCGACGACCUUCUCGAGCGAUUGGGCGGCGCCCAGUUCUUCUCCAAGCUAGAUCUCAAGUCAGGGUACCACCAACUCGAGAUUCGCAAGGAGGACCGUUACAAGACCACAUUCAAGACACGGUAUGGGCAUUUCGAAUGGCUGGUUAUGCCAUUUGGCCUUACGAAUGCCCCAGCCACUUUCCAAGCGGCUAUGWCWACGGAGUUCCGACACAUGCUGGAUCGAUACGUACUUAUCUAUCUCGACGACAUCCUGGUAUACAGCCGGAGUUUGGAGGAGCAUGUGGAACACCUGCGCACCGUAUCGACGGCUGGAGUGGGUGCGAACACUUGUGCAUCGAACCACGUCGGUGCCGCGACCGUCGGACAAAUGUCCGUGAGUCGGGUGGGAGUGGCGGGGUUAGGUGGAAGAUCCUCCCGUGUGGGUGGCACGAAAGAUGGGUGUCGUCCAACACCCUCCAUUUGUGGAGGCGUGGGACCAGGUGGCGAUCCGCCGAGGGCACUGUUACCCACCCACUCCACGAUGCCUUCACCUGCACUGCGCAAGACGGCGGCCGUACAGGCGCCGAACAGCAGCACUUCUCCACCGGAAGAAAUUGGGAGGCAGCGGUGGGAGUCCUGUCGCCAACAGAUGCGCCGAGCAUCCGCUGAUAACAUAACGAACUGGGUGUCGAGGAUGCGUGUGGGGAGUGAUGCCGAUGCGGACGACACCCAGAGGGCGAGUGGUGAAGAAUCUCCAGAUUCCAUUGCGAGGAGGAAGCAGAAGAUGCGGAAGACUUGGAGAUUCGACCUAUUGGUGUGCGUGGUGGACGGAGGGGUGGAUGAGGACGUCAACAGAAGGCCGCGUCACGUGGUGGUCGUGGAUCGAAGGGUCCUGCGGGCGAAUAGGGCAGCAAACAUCCAGUUGGGAGUGUUGAGGAGAUGGUCAAGCUCGCUCGAGCGAAGCGGGAUCAGCAAGCUCAUUUCGACAGAAUGCCGCACAACUACGGCCACAUACGCAACAGGGAAUGGAAGCAGCACGACCUGCAGAAGCGAGAGGGCUUCAACUUCUGAAUGGAUGAUGGAUCAGCCGCAUCAGCGAGUGUACCUUGAGAUCGACAAGAUGUCUCAACGCAAUAAGACCAUCUACCCGGAUAACCUCGCCGACACAAGCGCUCGGGGAGGAGUGCAGAUGUCGGGGGAUACUCAACCUCAACCAUCCCUUGCAGGAGAAUCCGUUGUCGGGGGAGAUGUGGGUAAUGGCAACGACGAAGAUGGAGGGUCGGCACGGGAGUCCGGGUUCAGCGCAGGCAGCAUGGGCGGCACUGGCAAGAGAAAGAACAUGCGCCAGCAAACGUUUGACGCCAUCGCCGAAGUAAUGGAGACACACGGUGCAUUGAUGGCGGACACUGUAGAGGGGCCAAGCAAGUGGCAGUGUAGCAUCCUGGAGCGGCAGUGCGACAUACUCGAGCGCGAGGUCAACGCUCAGAAGCGGCACUGCGAGGCAUCCGACGAGGCGAACUCAAUGAUGUGCACUGCAUUGUUGGAGAUCGCUAAAGCAAUGAGGGAGAGGUUGUGACGCCUCCUGAAGUCCUGCAUUUGUGUACAUUCUUCCGCAGGACCCUCCUCAUGUGCAUGCAUGUC